AUGGAGGCAGAAGCAAUACACUUUAAUAAACGAUACAAAACAAUCGACAAUUGUUGGGACAAGCACGACGGACUCGCUAUCUGCUCCUACUUCCUACAAGCUUAUCAAGUUCCAGUUUGGGAUGAACAUCCGUUGUUUGCCAAAAUCACGGACAACUUGUACAAGAUUAUCGAGUCCGACUCGUGCGUGAAGUUACUCCCAAACUGCUUGUGCUGGAUGAGACAGGCUUGUCAAGCAUCCGGUUAUUACACGUAUCUCGGCUCGAUCACGACCUUUCCGUUUUACGAAUGUGUCACUUGGAUUGUUUUCCCAGAACCAGUCAGGAUUUCAGAAAAUCAAGCAGAAUUGUUUCGAAUGUUACGCAAUAAACAAGGCAUGUGCAUUAAGGAGAAUUAUCGAGAGGUGCAAAAAUUAAACGGUCGGGUAGUUUAUUAUGUCAAUUAA
Messenger RNA from Frieseomelitta varia, 444 nucleotides. RefSeq names its product carbonic anhydrase 7-like. The record is from RefSeq and is a predicted model, not a curated record. The transcript is spliced from 2 exons. Lineage: Eukaryota; Metazoa; Arthropoda; Insecta; Hymenoptera; Apidae. Gene Ontology annotation, cellular component: cytoplasm. Bases 1 to 444 code for a protein of 147 amino acids. Gene Ontology annotation, molecular function: zinc ion binding; carbonate dehydratase activity.